Messenger RNA from Acanthoscelides obtectus, 311 nucleotides. The record is from the annotation of a GenBank genome assembly. Lineage: Eukaryota; Metazoa; Arthropoda; Insecta; Coleoptera; Chrysomelidae.
UCGGUAGACAUCGUGGGACACCAUGUAUGAUUAUUUUAUAUAAUCAGUACAAUAAAUACCAAGGAUUAUUACAUAAAGGUGUUGGUAUAAGAAUCGUCACAUAUAAAAUAGAACCAUGCAUAACAAAUUUAAGUAUAAGUGGUAAAGUGAAGGGCUAAGAAUUUUCUACCGUAUCUAUCAGCAGCAACGUUGCGAAAAUACAGCUUUCGACUCUGGUGAUUUUUCAACUUCGAGCGGAGAAAAAAGUCACAAGGACUCAAGUCAGGCGAAUGAGGAUAGACUUCUCCAGCCGCAGGGAUGUUUUUACUGGC